Chenopodium quinoa (quinoa) is the source of this 1404-nucleotide messenger RNA. RefSeq names its product putative disease resistance RPP13-like protein 1. NCBI's taxonomy places the organism in Eukaryota, Viridiplantae, Streptophyta, Magnoliopsida, Caryophyllales, Amaranthaceae. The record is from RefSeq and is a predicted model, not a curated record. The transcript is spliced from 3 exons. The coding region runs from base 65 to 922 and encodes 285 amino acids.
UCGGACUCUUCCUGUAUUCAUCGUAGAUAACAAAGAAGGGCUUCGUAUUACAGAGCUGAAGGAUAUGAAUCAUAUUCAGGGAUCACUGAAGAUAACAAACCUCCAUAAAAUCACUGACGAGGCAGAGGCUAAGGAGGCAAUGUUAUCUUGUAAGUCUUCUCUCCAAAAGUUGGUGUUAAUAUGGAAAGAUAAUGUUUCAGUUGCAGAGGAGGUUCUCAGAGGCCUAAAACCUCAUCAUCAGCUGAAAGAGUUAAGAAUUGUAGAUUACAGUGGUGCUACAUUUCCACAAUGGCUUUCACACGACGUAACUAAGCUUCAGAAACUUGAGUUAGUUGGAUGUCAGUCUUGUUGCAACUUGCCUAAAAUCGGACAGCUCCCAGAUCUUAAACUGCUUCAUCUUAAAAAAAUGAGCAACAUUAGAAGUUUGGACCAAAAUUUUUGUGGGGUGAUUAGUACUAGUACUGGGUGUUUCCAUUCACUUGAGUCAUUGGUGUUACAUGAUAUGACAGAGCUUCAAGAAUGGAAUGGAUUGGAAGACAAUAUCAUGCCAUCGCUUCGUGAGCUUAAGAUUGUGAAUUGUCCGAAGCUGAAGAGUCUGCCUUUUUUUCUGUACCAGUUUACUUCACUUGUUGAUUUACAGAUUGAAGAGUGCAUAUCUUUGAGCUCGAUACCAAAGCUCCCAUCAUCAUUAGAGUCAUUGACAAUUGGAAAUUGUAAUCUGCUGAAAAAUAAAUGUCAAGAUGGAGGUGAACAUUGGUCAAACAUAAAAGAAAUUCGGGAUGUUUUUGUUGAUGGUGUAAAAAUGCCUACAACACCUGCUGAACACAUCUCUUCUCGAAAUGCAGAAAAUCAUAACACGUCUCUCCAGGGUUUCCAAUAUGUCAUUCAAGGUGUUGUUUCAGCAUUCGGACGGCUAUUUUGAAGCAUUUGAAUCAAUACAAGCAUUGCAUCAAUAAAUUGGAUUAUAUCAAAGUCGGCGCUGUAGAGAAACUGCUCAUCAGCGUCAUGGAGUCCACAUUUUACCUGAUAAAGUCCAUCAACAACAUAUUUGAUGCAGCUUUCCAUGGCUGAGUAACUCUCUUGUUGCUCAAUUUUCAACAAACACCACAGUGUGAGCCUUGUGCAAUUUUUUUUACCUGGACUUGGGUCGAGCUACAUCUACUUGUUCCGGUACUAAGACGACACCAUUUACCAAUUUAGUUUUUUCUACUUUGGUUUCUUUGGAUAUGUUUCAUUGUCAAUAAGAUGUAUAACUCGUAUUCCCUCUUUUCCCAAGCAAUGACUACAUUUUUUUUAUUUUUUUUUCAGUUGUUUGAAAAUAGUUCCUUGCUAUGUUCAUCAUUCACAUUUGUAAAAGAUACUACAGCAAUGAUAUGCAUGUAUAAUUGAGUAAAUUGACAUUUA